This is a messenger RNA of Myxocyprinus asiaticus (Chinese sucker), 9105 nucleotides long. Its product is annotated as protein shisa-like-1a. The record is from RefSeq and is a predicted model, not a curated record. Bases 314 to 943 code for a protein of 209 amino acids. NCBI's taxonomy places the organism in Eukaryota, Metazoa, Chordata, Actinopteri, Cypriniformes, Catostomidae. The transcript is spliced from 5 exons.
GAUUCAUCAGUGAAGUCUGCAGCUUUGGCUCUUCUCUGAUAUUUGACCGACACAUCAAGGGACUCUGGCUUACCAGGAUGAACUUGGUGUCAGUGACCACCCAGCUUGCUGUAAAAGUGUUUGAGGGGCAACAAAAGACAAACUAACACAGACAGAGAGAAAAAAAAGGGUGAGAAGGGAUUUCUUUCUGAAAGGGAUUCCCCCGCCCAAGCAAACAGAGGUGUGCUGGCAGACUGUCAGAGUCAUGAACAGAAGCUGGAGGUAGAACAUGACAUCCAGAACCAGCUGAAGCUGUCAGGCUUCAUGUCUCCCCAUGAGGGAGGACACGAAGAUGAGUGUCACCAACGAUCACUCUUUCAACAUCCUGACCAUCAUCUUUCUCCUCCUGUCUACUGAAGCUCUUUCUGCGCAUUUCCGGGUGUGUGAACCUUACUCUGACCACAAGGGGCGCUAUCACUUUGGAUUCCACUGUCCUCGUCUCUCAGACAAUAAGACUUACAUGUUCUGCUGUCACCAUAACAACACAGCCUUCAAGUACUGCUGCAACGAGACCGAGUUUCAGACAGUCAUGGGGGUCAACCUGACCACCUCCCCAGACGGUUAUGCUCACAACAAUUACUCUGCAUUAAUCGGCGUGUGGAUCUAUGGAUUUUUCGUCAUGGUGCUGUUAGCGCUUGACUUCCUGUAUUAUUCUGCCAUGAACUAUGAGGUGUGUCGGGUUUAUCUGGAGAAGUGCGGUCUGGGGGGCCGCUGGCUGAAACAGGCCCGCAGUCAGUGGCACGGCCCUGCACAGGAGGAGAGUGAUGGGCAGCCCGUUCAACCUGGAGCUCCAUCAGUACCUCAUGAGCAACAUCAUCAACACAGCUGCAGUCAGACCAGACACAGCAUGACUGAGGACACACAUAACACAACACAGAUCACACACAACAUGGCAACGGCCUGAGUAACCAAAUGAAGACCAACUGUAGGCGUCCCCCAACGAAGAAGUGCACCAUGGAAAUGUUGCACAUGCCCCAUGCCACAUGGACCUAAAUAUGCCUCAGGGGCCCAAUGGCCCCAAGCUUCUCGAUGUGGUCAAAAUCUCACUGAGCACAACCUUCAACCCCUCUACAAAACCAGAGCCCCAUCUAUCAGAACCACAGAGGAACCAGCGAAGAGCUGGAUGGGUUCCUGAAGGGGUCCAACAAACUCUGAACAGCAGCUGUACCGAGAAGUGUGGAACUCCAAGCAAACCUCGGACUGAAGUGAAGAAUUCAGAUUAGAAAGUCCAGACUCAGAACACCGAUACUUAACGUCUAUUAGAUGUUUUUGGAGGGACCUAUAUAGCCGUUUCUGCACUUUUUUGUGAGUUUGUGUGGAUUACACUUUCUGUAACUGUGCGAUGUCGGUUUAUUUAUUCGUAAUAGUCAGGGAAUAUUUUGGCAAGUAAGAACUGAAAGACAGAUCAAAGUCGUCCAACAUCAUUCAAAGAUUUUCACUACCCGUUAGGCCUUCUUAUGACUCAGAAUUAGAAAUGAUAUGAACUUUUUGCAGUAAAUGUCACAACUCACUUGGCAUGGGUGGUUUUCUGGUUAAGAAUGUGUUCGAGACUACUGUUGUGAUAUUAUAUACAAUUUUUCUCUUUUGUGAGAUUCAUUGAGGUAGAAAAUUGUAUUGAGGGUUUUGUCAAUUUUUAUUCUCUUUUAUUUCAUGCCCUGAGGAUCACGGUAUAGUUUGUGUGUGUGUGUGUGUGUGUGGUGACGUUGUUGUUGAGACUGGGAAGAAUUCAGUCUGCAGUAUUCACUUUAUUAACAAUAUUGAUUGGUUGAGUUCAUUUAGAUUUCAUUUCAGUUGUCAAUUGAACUGCCGAAAUAAAAACUCAUGACUAAAAACGAUUACACACUCCAUGUGUUACAAAAUUAUGCACGUCAUACAUUUUCAGAAAGGUCAACAGCAAAUAUGUUGGAAAAUUCAAAAGUGGCUUAAAAAACAACAUGAAACAGCAUUCACGACUCAUUUUAUUUAAGUAAUGUGAUGUAUUUCUGAGUGAAACGGUAUUCAAGAAAAAAAAAAUACACACAAAGCCCAUUUUUAAAAUGUACGCAUUUCAGUUUCAUAAAAUUCCAUCAAAUUGAAUUGUGUAAUGUUUAACAAAAUUGAAUUAAUAAAACAUUUCAUUUUAUUCUAUUUUAUUAAAGAUUACUCAAUUCCAUUUGAUUGAAUUUUAUUAUGAAAUGAAACGCAUCAAUCUUAAAAUGAUUUUUUUUUUGUAUAGCCUGAGACAGUUCAUUCACAAAGUUUUAUACAAGUAUGCUUUUCUCCUUAAAUGUCUGUUUAUUAAUUUUUUUUUUCAGCUAUCAGUAGUACUCACAGCUCUGUUUAACAAAUUUUACCAUGUUAAAACAAAUUUUGCAGAAUUCCUCAGACUUCCCCCCAGAAAUCCUUUUAAAGGAAUAUUCCGCAUAAAAUUGAUUACACCAGAAAAAUGUUUCGACUCGUCCCUCCUUUUCUUUAAAAAAAAAAAAAAAAUGCAAACAUGGAGGUUACAGUGAGGCAAUUACAAUGGAAGUGAAUGGGGCCAAUUUUUGGAGGGUUUAAAUGCAGAAAUGUGAAGCUUAUAAUUUUAUAAAAGCACUUGCAUUAAUUCUUCUGUUAACACUUGUGUAUUAUUUGAGCUGUACAGUGUAUUUGUUUAAAUCAUAAUUUUUGCAGUAGUUUUGGGGUUUAUGGCAUUACGUCAUCAUGGCAACUAAGUUCUAAAAUUGUCUAUAACUUUACACAGAAAAAGUAAGCAAUUUUAACUAAAAUCAUGUUCACAUGCAUAUUGUUUAUAUCUUGUGGCUACUUUUGAAACAGUGAGUAUUUUAACAUUUACAGAUUGGCCCCCAUUCACUUUCAUUGUAAGUGCCUCACUGGAACCCAGAUUUGUGCUUUUUUUUUUUUUUUUAAAUAAAAGGAGGGACAAGUCAAAAAAAAAAUUUGGUGGUAAUCAACAUUAUACCACAAAUGCUGUUGAUUGAGCUUAACUUGUAUUGAACCCGGAAUAUUCCUUUAAUUGUCAUGAAAACAAUGCCACAACACACAAAACACAUCUUAAUGGUAAUUUUGUUUAAACAUAUAUUUACAUACAUUUCAUUAAGUAAAAUAUACUUUUUUGUUUCUUUCGACUUUGGGGUGAAAUAUGACCAGGACAUGUUCUUGACAGAUUUCAUGAAAUUCACCCGAACACACAUACUGAUGAAAUGCAGGUAUACCUUGAAUACACUGGAAUCAUACAUGACUGUAAAGAUUUAAAUUUAAGACUGUCACAUUAAAAUAUAUUUGAUAAUGUUCGUCUUAAUUAGCCGUCCUCAGUCAUAUGAUUUAACUCUUGGUAUCACAGAUGUAGGGUAUAACGGGACGUAAAGCCCCCCAGGGGGAAAAAGCACAUUUGAUUUUAUUUUCUACUACCACAGUAGUUUUCUAAACACCUGUAUGUCACCUUUUACUACAAAAUAUUCCUGAUCCAUGUGAGAAUUUUGUGCAAUAUCUAAAGUUUGAUUUUGAGGUAAUUUGAUCACAUAUUCACUAAAUCAAAAUGAAUGGUGAUUUGAAAUGUGUAUUAAAUAUGACAUUUGUUCUUUAAGGGAAGCAGAAAAAAAAGACUAUAGAAUAUACCUGGGAUGCGUGCAUAUCCACCAGACACUGUUAGAAGACAAACUAAAUAAAUGAAAAAGUUUGAAACACGUGUUUUAAGGGACCUUUAAUUUCUAAGAGUCCACAGUGCCCAUAGUUGAAACAUUAUACAAUUCUUAUCUCAGCUUGAGUAAUUUUGUUUUCUCAGUGAAACAUUAAAUCUGGAAUAUUGUGUGAAAGAUCUCCCGUGGUGGCUCAUCCGUCUUUCCUGCCUGGGGCCUGUGAUGAUGAGAACAGCAGCGGGGGGUUUUGAGUCAUACGUUAUUGGCGUUUGUACUCAUUUAGACCAUUCGUCGCCUUCAGUAACCCCCCGUCAACACUGUCGCCCCAGAAACCGCCCCACUAUCUCACCUCAGCAAUACUGACACAUCAUUAGCCGUCCGUAGUGGACAUGGAGACUGUUUUGGGUGGAACUGGACGUGGACAGAUGUUUUGUCUUACAACUGCAAAAGUUCUCGACGAGUUGCUGUCUGAUCACUCUUUGCAUUUUUGUUGGCUGCUGUUGAAGUAAUUACAGUAAAAGUUCACCCAAAAAUGAACAUUUUGUCUUUAUUUACUCAUCCUAAUAUUGUUCCAAAUCCGUAUGCUGUUAUUUAUCAUCAUGGAACACAAAAUGAGAUUUGAGAAAUUUUCACGCAGCUUUUUUUUUUUACAAACAACCCCAGUUCAAAGCAACCUGGAGUUAAGUGCCUUGCCCGAGGACACAAUGGUGGUGGCUGUGAGAUUUGAACCAACAACCUUCUGCUUUUCAGGUCAGUGCUUUAGUCCACUACACCACCACCACCCCAUGUGUCUUAUGAAGCAGUAGCGUAGCCACGGGUGUGCCAGGGUGUGCAAAUGCCACCCAAAACGUCAGCUUGCACGCCCAAGUGAAGUAAGUUUUUUUCAAUGAUUAAUAAUAGUAGUGGUGUAAAAGUGCAUUCAUGUAAUGAUGAACAUUCAACAUAUCGAUUACGGGAUUUAAUAAUCAAUUAUAAUGACUAUAAUAAUACUCAGUGUGUUACAGAGGCCAUCUCAGAUUACAUGCACACUCUAGCAACAGACGUGGAGCAAAUGACAGAGGAAACAUGCACGCUUGUUUAUAUUAUACCGUGUUCUGGCUUCUUCGUCAUUAUUCAUAACUGCGAAUAGCACAUUUCUACAAUGGCAUUGGUAACUUUUGCUCUUGCGUGAUGAUGCAUCUUUGCCGCUAUUGUAGGUGUCAGCGCAACACAAAAAAAUACAAAAAUAAAUACUGAGUAGACCUGUAGUAUUGGACAUUGUGUUGGGUGGCUGGAGUCUCUGAUGAUUCUCAUAGCUUUUCUCACACACCGCCUGGUGUAGAUGUCCUGGAGGGAGGGAAGCUCUCCUCCGAUGAUGUGUCUGGCUGUUCGCACCACCCUUUGCAGGGCUUUGCGGUUGAGGGCGGUGAUGCAGCCAGUCAGGAUGCUCUCUACAGUGCUGGUGUAGAACCGUGUGAGAAUGUGGUGGUUCAUUCCAAACGUCCUCAGCCGUCUCAGGAAGAAGAGGCGCUGGUGAGCCUUCUUCACAAUGGCCUCUGUGUGAACAGACCAUGUGAGUUCCUCAGUGAUGUGGACACUGAGGAACUUGAAGCUGCUGAGUCUCUCCACCGGUGCUCCAUUGAUGGUGAUGGGGCUGUAUUCUCUGUCUUUUCUACUGAAGUCCACCACAAGCUCCUUGGUUUUGCUGAUGCUGAGGGAGAGGUAAGCUGUUCUUUUUAAUGAAUCGAUCAAAAAGACUCAAAGCAGACUCAAAAAGCAGUCUUCAGCUUGAUUUGAAUCAGGCUAAUGACUCACUCAUUAGCUAUGCUUCUAUUCAAGUUGAGCAUUUAAUUUCACCAAAACAAUGUGGAAAUAAAGCCAUGUUUCCAUCCCAUAUGUUAAAAUAAAACAAACAAAAUGGUCUCUUCCAGAUAAAUUGUAGCCACUGUGACUCUUUUAUUAAUAAAAUACUCGCGGUUUAGAGCACACAGACAAAACACUGUGAAGAACUUGUCUCAUGUCUGGGAGCGUGUCACACAGAGUGUAUGCAUUCCUCCAUCCUUAUGACUUUACCAUGCAGAUCUAUAAGAUAUUUUUCAAAAGUGUCAAUAAACCUGCUCUUCGGCACAUUUCAAGUUUGUAUUUGACUUAUUUGCUCUGCAAACGUUUUGCAGGCUUUGCAUUUUCUAGACACUGUUAUUUCAGGAUGACCAGAGCAACAUUUUAGAUGCAAUGAUUGGUCCACAGCUAGUCCAGUUAUGAACCAAUUAUUCAGUUACAUGACUUUUUUAUGCACAUCUUGUAUUCCUAUUAAAUUUAAAUACAAGUUUAUUUGGUAAAUGUGUUUCCAUCAUUAUGCGCAUUUAUGCGUAUUUCUUCUUAUUGAAUAAAAAAUGUAUUUACCUCAAGGGAGCAUAUACGUUUUGAUCCACAUCUUCGUGUUUUUAUCCCAAAAUAUGCAUAAAAAUAUGUGGAUGGAAACCCGGCUACCGACUCAACAGGAGUUUUGUCAUAAUAAAUGGUACUUUAAAUAAAAAAAGACAAUAUGUUACUUAAAAGUAGUAUUAUUUUUGUUUAGUAUAUUUGUAAAAUUGAAGUGAAUCAGUUAUUAUAGACUGUUAAUGUAAAUGAACUGGUUAAAAUAAACAAUUCCCCUAUCUAUAGUGUUGGGAACUCUGAUUCAUUUUAGUGAGUCGGUCCUUUCGGACAGUUCAUGUAAAUGAACAAGUUCAUAUAAAUGAUUCACUGAUUCACUUGAGCCCUGCGCAUCCUUUAAAUGUUAGUUCACCCAGAAAUGAAAAUUUUCUCAUGAUUUACUCACCCUCAUGCCAUCCCAGAUGUGUAUGACUUUCUUUCUUCUGCAGAACACAAAUGAAGAUUUUUAAAAGAAUAUUUCAGCUCUGUAGGUCCAUACAGUGCAAGUGAAUGGGUGCCAAAAUUUUGAAGCUCAAAAAUCCACAUAAAGGCAGCAUAAAAGUAAUCCAUACGACUCCAGUGGUUAAAUCCAUGUGUUCAGACACGAUAUGAUAAGUGUGGGUGAGAAACGGUUUAAAAUUUAAAGGGGUCAUAAAAUGCUCUUUUUCUAUAUAGUUUUAUUAUCUUCCCUGAGGUCCACUGAUAAUGAUAGUGAAGUUUUUUUUUUUAAUCAAAACAGUUAUAAUUUAGUAAUAUAUGAUCAUUUUUCACCUUCUUUCUGGCCCUCUGACUGAACACUCGGUUUUGGCCUCAGCUCCUCAUUUAAACGUCAACGUAAACUCCCACUGUUCUGAUUGGCUAACAUCGUGCAGCCCCUCAAAUAGAGCCAUAUUUGAAUUUCAAUCGGCAGAGAAUGAACAACCCCACAAUAUUAUAAAACUACAUUUCAGGGUUUACACAUAACACAUAUCCAACACAUUGCAUCCGGAUAUAUUAAACUGUUCAUCUCAAGCACAACUGUUAACACUCACACCUUGUCUAAACUGGACGCAAGUGGUGCGUCGCAUCAAAAGCAAUAGAACCCAUUAUAUUCAAUGAUGCUGUCUACCAUGGCAGCGUCAGUUGCAGCACGUCAAGCCAAUAGUAAACAGGUGUCCCGUUCCAUUUUGCACUGGAGCUACUACUGCCAAAACACUAAUAAAAGGUUUAGAAAGUUUGUGUUGAUGUGCCUGGUGUAAACAGCCUCAAGCCACUGUGUCUCGUCGCAUCAACGGACGCGCCCGGUAUAAACAGCCUCAAGCCGUUGUGUCCCGUCGCGUUAACGGACACACCCAGUGCAGACAAGGUGUCAGCACCAUAAACUAUCAAACAGUCAUGACAUUUGAAAUAUUCAUGAAUGGAACUGUUUACUUAUGUUUUUGAUUGUGUCCAAUAGUGUUUUUAAGUGCCCCAUCAUUCAAUGACAAUUCCUUGGCAAAGCCUGAAUCAUUUUAUGACUGGUUCACAAGCAAUCCACGCUGAUAUCAGUGGCAAAACAUGCAAUCCAUGCUGAAAUACACCGAUGAGACAUCCACAUUAUGCACAUACAUAGUCCAAAGCACUCUGAAGACGCACACAUCCAGUUUUCAGUAUCAUCCUGCAGUGAGGUGCACAUUGCCGGAAAUGCAUCAAAGCUGUCAAAGACGUCCAUCUAGGGUGUGUUUACGUACACCAAAAAUUAAAAAAUAGCAUAGAUGGGUGUAUAGUUUGUUGAGCAGUUUAUGCACAAAACAACAAGAGGCAGAGCAGUAGGCCUAUAUCCUACUCUCUCACAUUCUCUCUUUAUGAACUGACCCCCCCAGUGGGCGGGGCCAAGGGUGCGAUAAUGUAAAGUAGGCGUUGAUGUUUUUUCUGUAGAGGCGGUCAAGAAUUAAUGAGUACCCUUUGUGAAAUCACUAAUAUACGGAUGUAGAGAAGGAGGCGUUUUGGCAGCUUGGUUUCAAUAAAUGCUUUUAUUGCACUGGGGAUUAAGUUUUCAGUUCUGAAAUUUACAGUAUGUUUUUAUAGUAGAAAGACCUCUUAAAUGACAAAAUAUCAAGGAACAUUUGAUUCCUAAUGACAUGACCCCUUUAAGUCAUUUUUUUAAUCAUAAAAUCUCCUCCCUGCCCAGUAGGGGGCGAUAUGCAUGAAGAAUGAGAAUCACCAAAAACAGAAGGAGGAGAAAGUGAAAGUUCCAUUCAAUAGAAUUAAAUAAUAUAAUCUCAUUGAUAUAUAUCUACAACAGAAUAUUUAAAUAAAAUAUUUUUUUCUUUAAAUUGCUUCAAUGUAGCUAGUAUUGUUUUAAAGAGUAGCUAGACUGUAGUCUAACUUCUUUAAGUUAUGUGUAGCUUAUAGCUUGGAAAACUACAGUUUCAAAAUAGCUUCUCCAGCACUGGUACUGUAUAUAAUUAAGGCCAAUUAUACUUCAAUUACUAAAAGAAUCUUUAAGGAACCAGAACCGUUCAGUGGAACCAAAACCAUUAAAUUCCUUACGAUUCCCAUCCCUGGUUAUUAAUGCAAGUAAUCCAGACGUUUGUCUGUCUGUCUGUCUAUCCAACCCACCUAAAUGUCCCACGCAUCUCUCUUGCAAUCUGUUUUCUAAUAUCUCCAUCCUACAAAUAGAUUAAAUUCAUUUUUAUGAUCCUUACACCCACGAUAAGGGGUAAGAAAUGCUGAAAAAUUGAGGUUAUGAAUAUCGAAUAACAAACCAGUUCACGGAUGAAAAAUAUCAGUCUGUUGUGCAUUUUCUGCUUAAAAAAUUACACAGGCGCAAUUCACCACUAAAACGGCAUCAGAGAAUCUUUCCACCUGCGCCCGAACCCGUUCGCUAAGAGUAGACUCGCUUAAACUGCCCAUAAUGUUUUUGCCAUUUAGAUUAAUUGAAAGCCAUUCACCGUAUCCAAUUUAGGAGACUACACAUUAAGGAAAUUAAAUUACAGGAGUGGGUGGAGGGGUGUUCUUAGAGAGAAGUGCCCUUUAAGAGCUGACGUCGAGAGCAGUAAGCUCGAGUUUUUCUGGUAAAGGUUAAAAAAAUCGU